AUGAAGAUCACUCCCUUGUUCUCCACUCUCUUGGCCACAUCUGUUGUCCUUGGAACCUCUGCUGCUGAAACCUUUGCUAUUCGUGGAGCCAAUGACAAAGGAGAAGAUCAUCGCAAGCUUGUUUCCUUUGAUACCAUUCUUUCGCUCUUCACCCCUGUCCUUGAUGUUGUUGUUCGUGGUGCCUUGGGUGCCAGCUUGGACCCCUUGAGCCUCUCCUUGAGUGGCUCACAAGAUAUUAACACUGUGGUUUUUAGUGAAAGUUGCACUGCUGCAGCUACUGUGACCUACAACAUUGGUGACUUGACAGGACUUGGUAACUUUGUCAUUGAAAAUAUGGCCAUUGUGGAUGGAAGUGCCAACAUUGAUGUGUCCUUCUUUCGUGGCACUACAUGGGAUGCUACCUUCAAUGUGGAGGGUCACUUGCCUGAAGGUCUUGAAGCCAUUGUAGAUGCUGAGAUCACUGCAGAUGCUUGUGGUGUCCCAUUCCAGCAGUCUGCCUCAGGAUUGUUGGAUGCAGUGGAUGCCCGUGUCAACUUUUCCGUUGGUACAUCUGGAUCCAUUCCUGGCUUCUUUGGCUCUCCUUCUGUCUCUGGGGCAACCUUUGCAGAUGUGGAUGUGACCUUGGGUGGAAUUGAGACAAGCAUUGACUUUGAUGGAGUGGAGGUGGAUCUCACCACCAGUGGAUCAGAAGGGGCAAUCAUUGAUGCCAUCAUUGGAGCAAUUGUUGGCCCCUUUGCUGACAUUCUCAAUGGUGCCUUGGGUGGAGGCUUCAGCUUGUAA
Molecule: messenger RNA, 780 nt
Organism: Seminavis robusta
Lineage: Eukaryota; Bacillariophyta; Bacillariophyceae; Naviculales; Naviculaceae
Source: the annotation of a GenBank genome assembly